AUGAAAAAGUGUUCAAGUAUUCAAACUGUGUCGAUCUCUAUGUUGCUUCGCUAUUCGCAUCACCAGAUAUUUGUGUUCAUUGGCGUGUGGUUCGUAACCUGCUGCUCUCACCUCGUCACCGAGGCGCGAGGCCCGUUGGCAUGGUCGCUUGGGGGCGAGCCGUGCGCGCCUUCGCGCUGCGGGGGCCAUGUGGAACACCGGCGCGCGCUGCUAAUGAGGCCGGCGCUAAAACGCAACUUGUUAUUUAACCCCGGUCGGCGCGGCCAAUUUCCAUGCGUGGCGCGCGGUGGGGCGGGCCGGGCCCGGGCCGUCACCGCGGCGUCCGCGCGCCCAAUUUGCAUGCAGGCGCUUCCCCCCCCCCUCCCCGGCUACCCGACCCCGGCCGCGGUCCGCCCCGCGUCGCCGACUGCGAAUUCUACACACGCAAAGCCGAACGGGAAUGCGUGGGAUCUGUGCAUUCCGAUUGGCAGCGCCGUUGGCGGCCCGGUUGCGCACUGCCGUCGCUGCUUGGGGCGGGCGGCCCGGCCAGAGCCAGAGCAUAUGGGAGCGUCAGCCCAGAAGGCGCCGGCUGAGUGCGUGCGCGUGAUAAGGGCGAGACCUUUGCCGCUGCCAGUGAUCACCCGGCGCAUGCUUUACUGUGACACGCGCUCCUGCAGUGACAUUUCUCAACCGGCGCAAAAAAGUGUAUCAGGUUGUGCAGCUCCCCCGAAAAGGUGGCUGGAGGUUCGAACCGCUCCCAGCGAGGCCGGGCGAGGCUCGAAGGCAGCCGUGGGAGAGCAGGGCAGGGCAGGGCAGGGCAGGGUUCUCCCGGAGGAGCCGGGGCCCAACUAUUCAUAG
Molecule: messenger RNA, 837 nt
Organism: Gryllus bimaculatus (two-spotted cricket)
Lineage: Eukaryota; Metazoa; Arthropoda; Insecta; Orthoptera; Gryllidae
Source: the annotation of a GenBank genome assembly